Venustampulla echinocandica is the source of this 408-nucleotide messenger RNA. RefSeq lists its product as uncharacterized. The transcript has a single exon. Bases 1 to 408 code for a protein of 135 amino acids. NCBI's taxonomy places the organism in Eukaryota, Fungi, Ascomycota, Leotiomycetes, Helotiales, Pleuroascaceae. The record is from RefSeq and is a predicted model, not a curated record.
AUGCUUCUGAACCCUGCAAUGUACUUGGUACCUCCAAUGCAAACGCACUGCGGAGGCGCGGCAAACGUCAGCCUUACCAGGACAGCCAAGGGCCAUGUGGCUGGCUGGACGGCCGGGAUCAUUAACCUCAGCAUCAGUGACCAGACUGCAGACUGGUCGAAACCCGAACCCGGCGCUUCGAGCCUGAGCGUUGCAUCGCGGAUAAAGUUGUUCGUUUCCGUGCAACCAUCCGGACCGACUCAGGCACCAAUGUAUUGCACAGAUACUGAGAUCGAGAGAGGCUUGAUAGGCACCUACUUGGGAAAGGAUGUAGCAUUCCCGAAUCCCGAUCCUGAAUCCCAAAUUUCAACCUCCUCCCACCAAAGCUUACCUCCGCAUGAUUGCAGUCGCUUGGUCAGCACUAACUGA